Messenger RNA from Nicotiana tabacum (common tobacco), 552 nucleotides. The record is from RefSeq and is a predicted model, not a curated record. NCBI's taxonomy places the organism in Eukaryota, Viridiplantae, Streptophyta, Magnoliopsida, Solanales, Solanaceae.
AUGGAGAAAAGGGAGGAGGCGAAAGAGGUGGUGGAAGACGAGGAGCAAGUAGUGAACCCAUGGGAAGUAUCAGCAAAAGACGGCGGCAAGAUUGACUACGACAAAUUAAUCGAUAAAUUCGGUUGCCAGAGGCUCGACGACUCCUUAAUCCAGCGUGUUCAACGCCUCACGAAUCGGCCGGCUCACGUUUUUCUCCGCCGCGGUGUUUUCUUCGCUCAUCGUGAUUUCAGCGAUAUAUUGGAUGCUUAUGAAAAAGGGCAAAAGUUCUAUUUAUACACAGGCAGAGGACCUUCUUCUGAAGCCUUGCAUUUGGGUCACCUUAUCCCCUUCAUGUUCACCAAAUAUUUGCAGGAUGCAUUUAAAGUGCCGCUAGUAAUACAAUUGACAGAUGAUGAGAAAUGUAUGUGGAAGAAUUUGUCAGUGGAAGAAAGCCAAAGACUUGCUCGUGAGAAUGCUAAAGAUAUUAUAGCUUGUGGAUUUGAUGUUUCCAAGACUUUCAUUUUCUCAGAUUUCGAUUAUGUUGGUGGGUGGUUGGCAUUUUUGGUUUCACAG